Messenger RNA from Nicotiana tabacum (common tobacco), 1571 nucleotides. Its product is annotated as nuatigenin 3-beta-glucosyltransferase-like. Lineage: Eukaryota; Viridiplantae; Streptophyta; Magnoliopsida; Solanales; Solanaceae. Gene Ontology annotation, molecular function: UDP-glucosyltransferase activity. The record is from RefSeq and is a predicted model, not a curated record.
AUGGCGCAAGAAAAUGGUGAACUCCAUGUAGUUUUCAUUCCAUACUUGACACCAAGUCAUAUGAUCCCUUUAGUUGAUACAGCUAGACUUUUUGCUAGCCAUGGUGUCAAAGUUAGUAUUAUCACCACCCCCUACAACGCCCUCCUUUUCGAGUCCUCUAUCGAUUAUGUCAUCGAUUUAGGCCACAAAAUCUUUGUCCACAAACUCAAGUUCCCAUCAGCUGAAGUAGGCAUACCCGAAGGGAUUGAGAACUUCAGUGCAGCCACUACCACAGAAAUGGCUACGGGUGUAUUUAUGGGUAUUGCUUUGCUGCAAAAACCCAUGGAAGAUCUUAUCUUUGAGCUUCGUCCUCAUUGCAUUGUUUCAGACCUGUUCUUUCCAUGGACUGUGGAUGUAGCUGAGCAACUGAAGAUACCUAGACUAAUGUUUUAUCCGACAAAUGUUAUGUUCCAUUGUGUGGAACAUUGUUUGAAGUUGUAUACCCCUCAUGAGAAGGUAAGUUCAGAUUUGGAAAGUUUCUUGGUUCCGGGUUUACCAGAUAAGAUCGAUAUGAAAAGAUCUCAACUACCAGAUGAUGUGAAAACCAAACCUGAAGGCCCAUACUGGGAUUUGAUGAAGAGAAUUAAAGAAUCAGAACCUCGGAGCUAUGCCAUGAUUCAUGACACUAUCUAUGAUCUAGAGCCUAGUUAUGCUGAGCUUUAUCAGAAAAUCAAAGGUAAGAAACCAUGGCUUAUUGGUCCUUUGUUUCAUUUUUCAAAGAGAGAAGAGGCAAUUAGCAAAUCAAGAAACACUGCAGUUCAAAAGCGACACAGCAGCCUAAGUUGGCUUGAUUCUCAAAAACAAAACUCAGUUGUGUACAUUUGUUUUGGAAGUAUGGGGAGGUUUUCUGAUGCUCAGCUCACUGAAAUUGCCCUGGCUCUUGAGGCCUCAGAUUCGUCGUUUCUUUGGGUGGUGAGAAAGGGAGACAACACCCAAGAAAAUGAGCAAGAAAGCUGGCUGCCAAUUGGCUUUGAACAAAAGAUGCUUACAAACAACAAAGGUUUGAUAGUCAGAGGUUGGGUUCCACAGCUGAAGAUUUUGAACCAUCCAGCAACUGGAGCGUUCAUGACUCACUGUGGCUGGAAUUCCACUUUGGAAUCUCUCACAGCCGGAGUGCCAAUGCUUACAUGGCCCUUGUUUGCGGAGCAGUUUUACAAUGAGAAGCUGGUGGAGCUUCUUGGAUGUGGGGUUGGGGUUGGGGCAGAGGUGUGGCACUUUACCUUUGACAUAAAGGAUACAAUUGUCAACAAGGAAAAGAUAGAGGAGAGCAUGAAAAUGUUAAUGAGCACCUCCAUGGAAAGUGAAAAGAUCAGAAGUAGAGCAAAAAACAUUGAAGCAAUGGUUAAGAGGGCUGUAGAAGAAGGCGGCUCAUCUUAUAAUCAUCUAACAGCAGUAAUACAUGAGCUCAAGUGUCAUGCUUUUGGCACAUUGGGAAAGUAAUCCAAAGUUCAAUGUUCUGACCUCUCCUAAAUUUUUCCAAAAUAUGCAUCAAGGAUGCUGACCUCGCUUGUAUCACAAGACAGAAUACAAGG